AUGGAGGAUAGUCGGAGGAAUGUCCUCCUUGGGAUUACUGGAAGUGUAGCUGCUAUGAAGGGCGUGGAACUGAUAUCGUGCCUAAUGCAGUCAAACUUCGAUGUUCAGGUUGUUAUCACAACAAACGCUUGUAAUUUUCUCGACAAAUCGCUGAUUGAAGUCCCAGUCUACACUGAUGUUGAUGAAUACACGUAUUGGGGGAAGCGAGGCGAUCCUGUGCUUCAUAUACAGUUAAGAGACUGGGCUGAUAUUCUUCUCAUCGCUCCUCUUUCCGCAAAUACGCUGGCCAAGAUCGCUAGUGGACUUUGUGAUAACCUUCUUACGUGCAUUGCUCGUGCAUGGCACUCCACCGGGACGACACCAAAUAAACCAAAGAAACCGGCUAUCUUUGCUCCCGCAAUGAAUACUUUUAUGUGGGAGAAUCCCUUGACUUCUAUCCAAGUAGACAUCCUCUGCAAAACACUAAAUUGGACUAUGAUUGAACCCAUACAGAAGACUUUGAUGUGCGGCGACUUUGGAAAAGGAGCCAUGGAGGAGCCCCAUCGGAUAGUUGAAUUCGUACAGAAUUUGAAACUUUGA
Molecule: messenger RNA, 579 nt
Organism: Hydatigera taeniaeformis
Lineage: Eukaryota; Metazoa; Platyhelminthes; Cestoda; Cyclophyllidea; Taeniidae
Source: the annotation of a GenBank genome assembly